AUGGAGUGCAAUGAACUAUUUGUGGCUGAGCCCACCUUGAUAAACGACGUACCAGAGAAACCGAAGCUAUUCAAGGUAUACAUUAAGAAGUUCGAACGCCAAGAAGACCCUCGGGCUCUGCAGCAUUGGGAGCGGGAAGCAGAGGCUCUCAGACACGUGGGCACCCAUGCCAACAUUGUCCAAAUUACACACUCUGAUGCGGUAUCUCUCACGAUAACUCUGCGGUGGGCACCGGGUUACAGUCUCGAUCACUUCAUCAAGUCCGACACCAAACGAUGCACACUCACACACGACGACGCAAGGUUGCUGUGGAAGCAGAUGUCCAGUGCCCUCGCGUACAUCCACUCGAAAUCAACUAUCCACGACGAUGUCAAGCCGCACAACAUCGUAUGGAACGAGCAGCUCAAAUACGCAGUCCUCAUCGAUUUCGGCGCUGCACUAGUCAAUCCCGAGAGCUUACCAGAGGGCGGCUGGACGCCUUCCGGCACCCCGCCAUACGCGCCACCAGAGUUCUUCGAGAAGAAGAAGUGCCAAGCUGGCGACAUGUGGGCUUUGGGGGUGACGAUGUUGUUUGCUUUUGGGGAUAUUCCCCUGCCUGACGGGUCAUGGAUUCUGCCGCAUGUUUUUGAGAACGAAGACGCCAAAGACGAGAUGAUGCAGUGGCUUUUGAGGAUAGAGAGUAAGGGAAAGUCUUUGGAUCAUGCAGGCGACGGAUCAUUGCUGGCUCAAAUGUUGCAUUGGAACCCAGGACCAAGGAUCAGUAGUGACGAUCUUGUGCGGCAUCUUGAAGCUUGA
Molecule: messenger RNA, 795 nt
Organism: Colletotrichum aenigma
Lineage: Eukaryota; Fungi; Ascomycota; Sordariomycetes; Glomerellales; Glomerellaceae
Gene: ppk34
Product: Serine/threonine-protein kinase ppk34
Exons: 3
Coding region: 1-795 (264 amino acids)
Biological process (GO): mitotic DNA damage checkpoint signaling; protein phosphorylation
Cellular component (GO): nucleus; cytoplasm
Molecular function (GO): protein serine/threonine kinase activity; ATP binding
Source: RefSeq, a predicted model, not a curated record